AUGAAGAAACAGAGCUGCAAUGAUUACCGUAAUGACUUUAAUGACUCUGAUGAUGAAGAGGAAGAAAAUGCUCAGAAACCUGCCUUUUCUAGAAAGAGAAAGGCGGAAAGCAGCGAUCCGAACAACGUGGGAUAUCAAGGAGCCAAGGUGCUCGAACCAAAGGUUGGAUACUAUGAUGAUCCGGUGUGCACAAUGGACUUUGCUUCCCUGUACCCGAGUAUCAUCAUCGCUAUGAACCUGUGCUACUCGACUCUGCGCCUGCACCCGAAGCGGCAGAUUGAGAGUAUGGAAAAACAAGAAAUAGAAGACGAAAGUUGUUAUGAAUACGCACAAGGGAAACCUUUCCCGACGGGUGACGAGUUCGUGCCCGAGAGUGUCAGGAAGGGAAUCUUGCCGACAAUCUUGGUCGACCUUCUGAGAGCGAGAAAGCAAGUGAAGAAGGACAUGGCUAAUUGCGAGCACGAUCCCUUCAUGAAGUCGGUCCUUAACGAGCGCCAAUUGGCCAUCAAAAAGUGUGCGAAUUCCGUGUACGGCUUCACGGGAGCCGUAAACAAUGGAAUCCUGCCCUGCAUCCAAAUCGCCCGAUCUGUGACGGCCUACGGCAGAACUCUCCUGGAGAAGACAAUUUACUAUGUAGAAAAAAAGUACACCCAGCACGAAGUGAUUUACGGGGACACAGACUCGAUGAUGAUUAUCUGUCGAGGCAAGACGGUGGCCGAAGCCAUGGAGAUGGGCAAGGGACUGGCUGAGCUCAUUUCGUCACACUUUCCUCGCCCCAUACAAUUAGAGUUUGAGAAAGUGUACAAGCCAUACCUGCUUCUCGGCAAGAAGAAGUACACAGGCGCCGUGUACUCUUCCAACCCAAACUCGUACGACAAGGUCGAAGUCAAGGGCAUCGAGAUGGUGCGUAGAGACUGUUUGCCCUACGUUUCACGCAUCAUGAACGCUUGCAUUCACGAAAUGAUCGUGAAUGCGGACAUAGCGGCUGCCCAGGAAACAGCCAGAAGGGCCGUGGAUGAUCUGCUGUCGGGUCGUGUGGAUACUGCGGAACUGAUAUUGAGCAAAAGGUACUACAACGUGGAGUGUAAGAGCCACUCGCCACAUUUGCAUGUUAUCGAAAAGAAGAAAGCUAGGGGGGAGAAACCUGCCGGCGUGGGUGAUUGGAUUCCUUACGUCAUAUGCAAGGAGCUCGUAACGGACGAGGAGGAACUUCGAAGAGAGUAUGAAGAUCGGCCACAAGAGUUCCACAGGGUCAACGAGCGCUACGUGCGCAAAAUUACAUAUAGGGCUGAAGACCCGGAGUACGUGAAGGAGCAUGGUUUGCCCAUUGACUACACCUACUACUUGACAAACCAAUUGAAGAAACAUUUAAAGAGGACACUUGCAUGCGUACUAGGUUGGGAGCCUAAGACUGUCACCGCCCGGCCCCACCAAAAUGCUGGGCGAGAAACCAAGAAGAAAAAGAAACUAUCUUCUAAGGAAAAAAGAUAA
Messenger RNA from Dermacentor silvarum, 1491 nucleotides. Its product is annotated as DNA polymerase delta catalytic subunit. Gene Ontology annotation, biological process: DNA replication proofreading; base-excision repair, gap-filling; nucleotide-excision repair, DNA gap filling. The transcript has a single exon. Lineage: Eukaryota; Metazoa; Arthropoda; Arachnida; Ixodida; Ixodidae. The coding region runs from base 1 to 1491 and encodes 496 amino acids. The record is from RefSeq and is a predicted model, not a curated record. Gene Ontology annotation, cellular component: delta DNA polymerase complex. Gene Ontology annotation, molecular function: DNA binding; 3'-5'-DNA exonuclease activity; nucleotide binding.